Molecule: messenger RNA, 1463 nt
Organism: Jaculus jaculus (lesser Egyptian jerboa)
Lineage: Eukaryota; Metazoa; Chordata; Mammalia; Rodentia; Dipodidae
Gene: Saxo2
Product: stabilizer of axonemal microtubules 2
Exons: 4
Coding region: 30-1394 (454 amino acids)
Biological process (GO): microtubule anchoring
Cellular component (GO): centriole; sperm flagellum; cytoskeleton
Molecular function (GO): microtubule binding
Source: RefSeq, a predicted model, not a curated record
CGCCGGAGGAAUUUCUGCGAGCCGAGAGCAUGAGGAGCUGGUGCCUGUGUCAGAUCUGCACCUGCGGGCGACAUCAUUGUCCACAUGGAACCACAAGGAUUUAUGAGAAUUCAGGAGUGUUUUACCCCACAACUGAAUAUAUGGAAAAAUAUCCAAAGUAUGGCAGUGUACUUCCACCUCAGAGUCUUAAACCCAAGCAAGAAUUUCAAGCGUGCCGUGGUAAAAUGGAAGGAAUAAGUACAUUUAAAUCAGAUUACCGUCCCUAUGAAAUAGUCAAACAGCCUCGCCACAUACCAGAAGAAUAUAAGCCUAAACAGGGGAAGAUUGAUCUUGGUACUACCUACAAACAAGAUUUUAAUUCUUAUAAAAUGCAGCCGGUGGCAAUAGUUCGGCCUGUGGAAAGACGACAAGUUAAAAAAGAAAAGUUGGACACUGUCCCUACUUACAAAGAUGAUUAUAGAUCUUGGGAAAUUCAGAAAAGUGAACUUUGUAAACCAGAACAAGCAUACCAUCCCCCGACUGUAAAAUUUGGAAAUUCAACUACAUUUCAAGAUGACUAUGUUCCUCAGGAGGUAAAGCCUAGGCAGAGCUGUAAGCCCUGCUCUGUGGUCAAGUGCUCUGCAGUCCCUUUCAGUGGUGCUACCAGUCACCGCCUUGAUUACGUUCCUCGUCAGCUAGAAGUCAGAGUUGCAAGGCCAAAAGAAGUUUACAAGCCAACUAAUCAACCUUUUGAGGAUCUCACAACUCACAGGAAUGACUUUCAGGGUCUUGCUGGUAAAACUGCAAAACUCUGCAGACCUGCCUAUCCCAGGGUGACCCAACGUGCUCAAUUUGAAGGCAGCACUGAAUUCCGUGAAAGUUUCCAGCCAUGGGAAAUCGCCCCGCCUGAGGUCAAGAAAGUGCCAGAGUAUGUGCCUCCUGCAGGCAGUAUGCAGUUAGACAGCACCAGCCAUCUUGAUUACGUUCCCUAUCAGAUCAACCGUGUUGCGCCUAUCAAGCCAGUUUCCCAAAGCAGAAAAAGCAAUUUUCCUUUCCAAGGAAAAAGCACCAUGAAGGAAGAUUUUCCAGCAUGGGAAAGUUGUCGUCAAGGACUUAUUAAACAGCAGCAGCAGAUUCCCAACCCAUCUGGAAAUUUUGAUGGUUUGAGCACUUUCAGAUCUCACUAUGUACCACAUGAGUUGGUUCCAACAGAGAGUUGCAAACCUUUAAAUGCAGCCCUGAAGAGUUCUGUUCCAUUUGAUGAUGUCACCAUGUACUCUACAGAGUACACACUGAAGAAACCGGAAAUCUGCCCAGCCAGCUAUCCCUCUCCUCCAGGUUAUAUAUUUGAAAAUAUAAAUUCUCAAGGUCAUAAAUUCUUUCGCAAGAUAACUCCUGCAGUGAAAGCCUUUUAAUCCUCAAAUAAUGCUUAAAUGAAAGUUAGCAAGAUACUGGUUUUCUGAGAGAAAACCUAACAUAGUGAA